CUGGGAGAUAGCAGGUUGGCCCCACUUUUAAAAGCCCAGUUUUUUUGAAACCAGGUCUAGUUUAAGCAGCCUGAGUUCCAGUACUACUCUAGUCCCUAGGCAGUGUGAAGGGUCUCAGAGACUUUUGGGGCCACUUACAGUGUGGAAAUAGGGGGUGGAGCCCAAAGGCAGAAACUGGCACAAAUGAAAUAGUCUUGCUUCUAAAUAGAUCCCAUCCAACAGGGAUAAUGCUUAUGGCAAGAGCCAGUGUCCACUUCCUAUGCAUCCUGUUUAGAGAAGAACUCAGAGCUCAGUGUCUGGUACCCUGGCACCCCCUUGUGGUCUUUUGAGUCAGUGGCAGGGUUAAAUACUAAAUGGCAAACAGGUUUCAGGAAAGGAGUCCAGCCAGGAGGCUCUGGGCCCAUGUAGAUAGCCUUAAGAGCUGAUUUGGGUUGUCUGAUGGGGUUGGGGGUGGGAAAUCUCCAGAGCCUGGGAACUCAGUCUGCAACUCAACCUGAACUACUUCACCAACAAUGUGGUGCAGCUGAACAGAGCUUCAGGCUCUGCAACCAGGCAGGUAGGCUCUAAAAGCAACCCUAGGCAGGUCCUAGAGCCAGAACAGGAGCAGGUAUUAUGGAGAGCCCCACUUCUCCAUGAUUUCAGGAGUACCAAACCUGCUCUGGGGCUUGGUUUCCCCCAUCUGACAACUGACUGGAAAAGAUUCACUUGAAAAACCUUGCCACCUCUGCAGAUCAGAGACUGUUGCACCAAAAUACGUAUGUAUAUAUACGUACAGGAAAUUAUAUAUGCACACAUACAACCACACACAAAUGCUCAGGUAUACAACUGUGCUCACACAUGCACACAGGCAGAUAAACUCUAACAUGCUUUGCACAGGAAUAUGCAUUUGCACAUUCAAGCGCACAAGUGAACUCACACAAGCACAUGUGCCUGUGAAGGGAAAUGCAUAGGGGGCUGGAAAUGUUACUCAAUAGUAGAGUAUGUGUGAGGCCCUGGUGAUCCCCAGCAGAGAAAACACACAAUAGCACGCACGUGUAUAUUUGUGUGUACAUGUAAAACUGCACACAAAGUUACAUGAAUACUCACAUGCACUAAAAAGCAUAAGCACACAUGUAUACAGUGGUAUACAAGCACAAACCUGUCAAGCCAUUACCUUGCUCGGUGCCAGUAAAGAACAGAAACUUACAUUCAGGCACAUGUAGCUGAUGUGCAUGCCUACCAUGCCUACCAGGGUCCAUCAGAAGCAUGUAGAGGCCCUGCUCAGGGUCAGAUCUAGCCUUCAGUAUGGGGUAAUUGCAGAGUAAGCCUUUUGCCCCAUGAUUCCCAGCAAGGCAUAGAACCCUGGUCUGGAGUUAACUCUCUCUUCUCAUCCACUGCCUCAGUGUACUCCUGUGAGCCUCCACUUAUUCAUCAGUAAAACGGAGCUCAUGAUAAGGACAGCCGUCUCCUAGGACCAAUAUGAGCUUACAAAAUAAGGAACAAGCAGUGCUGAGUCCAGUGCUGGGCAAGUGGCAGGUGCUCCAUGCCUAUUUCUCCCUCCAUUUCCUCUUCCUGUCAUCCCCCAGGGCUCCAGGUCCUGUCCUCCCCUUUCUUUAAUUUUUUUUAAAUGUGCUGAGGUUCGAACCCAGGGCUCACAUGUGCUAAACGAGUGCUUUACGGUUGAGCCCACAACCUCAGCCCCCUUUCUUGGUCUUACCAUACCAAAUAUGUCUUACUGUAGUGGGACAGGGGAAGUACUGUUCAAGCCCUAUCCUAGAGGGAUGGAGGGAGGGAGCAGAAGGGAUGCAGAGUCAGCGGUUGAGGGAUUGGGGACAUGCCAGCCUGAUUAGAAGGGUUGGGGGACUGAGCUGGCUUCACCUGUCCUUGUCUCUGAUUGGGCCUUGGGCAUCCUAACUCUCAAAUCCCACUAAGCAGCCCCCACCAGGGCAAUCUCCAGAGACCUAUUAAGGUCUCUGGAGAGUCAGUUGGUUGCCAGUCUUGGGGCCAGAAGAGAGUCUCUGGAGGCCAGAGGCUGGCCUGAACCAAGUUCUUGGGAUACCCUCCAUUCAGAAGAGCCACCUGCUCACCUUGUCCCUUCACCUGCUGCUGGGGUCAUGGGGGCUGGGGCCAGCGCAGAAGAGAAGCACUCCAAGGAGCUGGAAAAGAAGCUGAAAGAGGAUGCUGAGAAGGAUGCUCGAACUGUGAAACUGCUGCUUCUGGGUGCGGGUGAGUCCGGGAAAAGCACCAUUGUCAAGCAGAUGAAGAUUAUCCAUCAAGACGGGUACUCGCUGGAAGAGUGCCUUGAGUUCAUUGCCAUCAUCUAUGGCAACACUCUGCAAUCCAUCUUGGCCAUCGUGCGGGCUAUGACCACGCUCAACAUUCAGUAUGGAGACCCAGCGCGCCAGGACGAUGCCCGGAAACUGAUGCACAUGGCAGACACGAUUGAGGAGGGUACGAUGCCGAAAGAGAUGUCGGACAUCAUUCAGCGGCUGUGGAAGGACUCGGGUAUCCAGGCUUGUUAUGAACGCGCCUCGGAGUACCAGCUGAACGAUUCUGCGGGCUACUACCUCUCAGACCUGGAGCGCUUGGUGGCUCCGGGCUAUGUGCCUACUGAGCAGGACGUGUUGCGUUCUCGUGUCAAGACCACAGGUAUCAUCGAGACGCAAUUCUCCUUCAAGGAUCUCAACUUCCGGAUGUUUGAUGUGGGUGGGCAGCGCUCGGAGCGCAAGAAGUGGAUCCACUGCUUUGAGGGAGUGACCUGCAUCAUCUUCAUCGCGGCGCUGAGCGCCUACGACAUGGUGCUGGUGGAGGAUGAUGAAGUGAACCGUAUGCACGAGAGCCUGCACCUGUUCAACAGCAUCUGCAACCACCGCUACUUCGCCACCACAUCCAUCGUGCUCUUCCUCAACAAGAAAGACGUUUUCACCGAGAAGAUAAAAAAGGCACCCCUAAACAUCUGCUUCCCGGAUUACGACGGGCCUAAUACAUACGAGGAUGCCGGCAACUACAUCAAGGUGCAGUUCCUGGAGCUCAACAUGCGACGAGACGUAAAGGAGAUCUAUUCCCACAUGACGUGCGCCACUGACACACAGAACGUCAAAUUUGUCUUUGAUGCUGUUACCGAUAUUAUCAUCAAGGAGAAUCUCAAAGACUGCGGCCUUUUCUGAGGUGGGGUCCUCGCUGCUGGACGCUGGUCUCUCUCCCCUGUUUGUCUUCUGGGUUAGACUCCUCCCUACUCCCUGGAGUCCCGCUCCAAUGUCCCCACCGCACAGCUUUCAGGGCCCACUCCGUCCACUUACCCUAUAGGCCCCACCUAUUUAAUAUAUCGACCCUGCCCCAUCUUCACAGGCGUCAUAUCUUUCAGGGCAGCCCCCAACAAAAUGCCUAAAUCUAUGUGAAUCUCAGGGAUGCUGACCCAGUUGACUCAGUUUCCUUCUAUCUUCACAGAUGUCUGAACUGAUGAAUGUCCCUUGCCCUGUGGCCCUGCAGCCCUAGCUGCCUAGUAGCCACAUCCCUGUCCCCCAUCAGGUCUCUAGGACUCUUGGACCACAGUCUGCUGCCCCACUAGCCACAAACCCAAAACCCUGAACCCUGAGCCUUGAGUCAUAGACCUUCCCCCACUCCCGCAACCCCAGCCCUGCUAUUCACCGCCUGGCUGCUCUGGCCUCUUGGACCCACAGCAGCCAGCCACAGCUAGGACAUGGCAGUACUUGGGGGCAGUUAGAGCUUACAGUGACUCAGCACUGCCCAACUGACCAAUCUCUUGCAGCUGUCCUGCCCUUGGGGACCCACAACUCACCUGGUGGGUCUGGGUUCACCAAACAGCCCUCCCUCCCACAGUUUCAUGAAGGUACUCUUGAGAUACCCCUCCCCCAAGUAGGCCUGCUGUUACCAGCAGCCGGGCCACCUCCAUGUGGCAAGUCUGACACCUGUCUACUCAGUGACCAGUGACUGUCCCUCAGCAGUUUCAGGAAUCCAAAGUCCAAGCUGGUCUGUCCAAGCUGAGAGGCUUCCACAUAGAUAAAUUAGUGACUGGAGGUGGAGCUGGGAGUCCCUGGUGCUAGAAAGAGACAUAAAUUGGACCCUUCCCAAAAUACCAGACUCAGAGUACCCCGAGCUCACAUCCUUCAGAUCUGCCUUUUCUGUCCCUGGAUACCAGAUCCGGACCAUACCCCCACUUCACCCACCCACAUAUACACAGUACUCCAGGCUGGUCAGCCAGGGGGAUGGUGUGUUGAGGGAGCAAACUAUUGACCACAGCCUUGGCCAAUAGUCAAGCUGUCUUAGGGGGUGGCUGGAGGCAGAGUCCAACUCCCAUCGAUCAGCCCCAGGCAGAAAAUUCAGGAUAGGAUGGAGGUGUGGGCUGUGCCCAGAGGAGCCUACCUCAUGUGGGAUUACAGGAAACCCAGGUAACCCUUUUGUCCCUGCUUCUCUCGCCCUCUCCUUCCAGAGCCCAUUCUUUGGUAGGGAAAACUGAGAGCCAUGCCUGAACCAUCAGGGAUAAAAAUCACAUCCCCAACAUCCUGCUUCUUCCUUCCUCAUCGAGCAGCAAAUCUUUGCUUAUGCCCAUGAGGCAGGGCUGUGCUAUAGCUGGGGAUAAGGAGCUUUUAUCUGGCAAAGCCAGAACAUAAACUGCACUUCCCUUAGCUAGAUGCACAGCAGACUCAGCAAUAAACCUUUGCAUCAGG
This is a messenger RNA of Marmota monax (woodchuck), 4667 nucleotides long. It is a transcript of the gene Gnat1, whose product is annotated as G protein subunit alpha transducin 1. Gene Ontology annotation, biological process: adenylate cyclase-modulating G protein-coupled receptor signaling pathway. Lineage: Eukaryota; Metazoa; Chordata; Mammalia; Rodentia; Sciuridae. Gene Ontology annotation, molecular function: G protein-coupled receptor binding; GTPase activity; GTP binding. The transcript is spliced from 8 exons. Bases 2094 to 3146 code for a protein of 350 amino acids. The record is from RefSeq and is a predicted model, not a curated record. Gene Ontology annotation, cellular component: heterotrimeric G-protein complex.